AUGUCUACUGAAGAAACUAAGCAACCUAUUGAAGAAAGAAUUUACAUUGGAAAUGUCGAUUACAAGGCGGACGAAGAAGAAUUGAAACAAUUCUUCGAUGGAUUAAAAGUGUACGUAUAAAAGAUCAUGGGGAAGAUCCAAUGUAAUUGGGCAGAUAACCAGCAACUGCAGAGCAUGUGGACUUUCGUAUAGAAGCUGUAUUGCGAGAUAAUUGCAGAAUACUAACAAUUGUAGCACCGAAGUUGAUAUUCCAAGCAAAACAUUUACCCGUGGGAAGAAAACCAUUGAUAAGCAUCUCGGAUUUGCAUUUGUUCAAUUUGAGGACAAGGCAGAUGCUGAUAAGGCGAUUGAGGAUUUUAAUGGAAAGGAAUUCAAGGGGAGAAACAUCUAUGUGAAGAAGGCGGUUCCACCACCAACAGAAGAGGAAAAGCAACAGAAAAUAGAGGCAUUUAGGGCCAAGAAGGCGGAACAGAAAGCCAAAAGGGCUGAAGAGAAGGCCGAGAAGGCAGAAAAGACAGACAAGGAAGAUCAAACCACGAAGUCUGACGAUGCCCUGACGAAAGAAGCAAAUGGCGAGGCAAAGCCUAAGAAGACCAAGAAGAAGGCUGCUAAAAAGGCUGUCACCGCUGACGGCACUACCCCAGACGCAGCAACUUCGAGUGAAGACCCAAAGGAUAAAAUCCCUGACGGUAAGGCAUCCGCCGACACCAUCUUCAUCACCAAUUUGGAUUACAAGGUUGACGUCAAGACAUUAAACAAUCUUUUCAAGGAAUUGAAACCAAAGUGGAUCCAUGUUCCUACCAGAAGAGUACCAUAUCACAUUCUUAAGAGACAAAAGAGUAAGGGUAGAACUGUCUUUAAUAAGGGUAUUGCAUUUGUCAAGUUUUCGAGCGAAGACUUGCAAAAGCAAGCGAUUGCAGACUUCAAUGGUAAGGAAUUAAACGGUAGAGAAAUCAUUGUGGACAUUGCCAUAGAUGCCAGAAUUCCAAAGUCUGAUGCAGAAGAACAAAACUCGCAAGAAGAAGUCUCUCAAGAUGAAAAGCAAUAA
This is a messenger RNA of Debaryomyces tyrocola, 1048 nucleotides long. The record is from the annotation of a GenBank genome assembly. NCBI's taxonomy places the organism in Eukaryota, Fungi, Ascomycota, Pichiomycetes, Serinales, Debaryomycetaceae.